AUGCCAUCCUCCACUCUCCCCUUCCACGCCGACCACAUCGGUUCUCUGAUCCGUCCGGCCUCCAUCUCUACAGCACAAGAUCAAGCCGAUGCAGGAGAAAUCACCCAGGAACAACUCCACAGUAUUCAAAAGACCGCCAUCGCCGACAUUGUGCAAAAGCAACAACGAAACAACGUCUUGGCUCUGACUUCGGGGGAAUUCGACCGCAAAUACUACUUUUCCGGUUUCUUCGAAAAACUCUCUGGAUUUGAAGAAGUUUCACCAGUGCCGUGGUCACUUGCCCGGCUCAAUGCAGCGCCAAUUGCAGCAUUGAAGAAAGCGGGCAAACAAUACCCCAUGGCAGCCAUCUGCACGGGAAAAAUCGAAUACAAAGAAUCUCCCUACUUGGAAAACUGGAGGAUGUUGAGGGAUUGCGUACCGCAGGAACAAUGGAAAGAUUGUAAAUUCACCAUGCCUCCACCUUGUUAUUUCCAUUUGAGACUCGCGGCGGGGAAAUGCUACGAUACGAGUUUAUAUGGGAGUGAUGAGGAAUUUUUCGGCGAUUUGGCAAAAGCUUAUCGGCAGGAAUUGAAGACGUUGUACAGGGAGGGUUGUAGGAAUGUGCAGAUUGAUGAUCCUACGUUGGCGUAUUUUUGUAGUGAGGAUAUGUUGGAGGGGUUGAGGAAGGAUGGGGUUGAUACCGAGGAACUUUUUGGCAUGUAUCUGAAGGCGCAUAAUGAUGCUAUUGCGGAGAGGGAGGAGGGGUUGCAUGUUGGGUUGCAUAUUUGUCGAGGAAAUUUCUCCAAGUCGAUGCAUUUCAGCGAGGGAUCUUAUGAGAAGAUUGCGGAGCGAUUCUUCAAGACGCUCAAUUAUGAUACCUUUUAUCUGGAAUAUGAUAAUUUGCGAUCGGGRGGGUUUGAGCCUUUGAGGUUCUUGCCUGUGCAUAAGAAUGUUGUGUUGGGAGUUGUUACUACAAAGGACCCCGAAAUGGAAGACAAGGAAGUCAUCAAGAGUCGCGUCCUACAAGCCGCGGAAAUCAUCGCCAAGGGACAGGGAAGGAGUGUAGAGGAAGCCAUGGAGAAUAUUGGGAUUAGUCCUCAGUGUGGAUUUGCGAGUGUUGCUGUUGGAGCGGAUGGUAUGACGGAGGAGAAGAUGUUUGCCAAGUUGAAGUUGGUGAAGGAUGUUGCUGAGGAGUUGUGGCCUGGAAGACCUUGA
Ramularia collo-cygni is the source of this 1194-nucleotide messenger RNA. Its product is annotated as related to methionine synthase II (cobalamin-independent). Lineage: Eukaryota; Fungi; Ascomycota; Dothideomycetes; Mycosphaerellales; Mycosphaerellaceae. The transcript is spliced from 3 exons. The record is from RefSeq and is a predicted model, not a curated record. The coding region runs from base 1 to 1194 and encodes 397 amino acids. Gene Ontology annotation, molecular function: 5-methyltetrahydropteroyltriglutamate-homocysteine S-methyltransferase activity; zinc ion binding.